AUGGCUGUCCCCGGGAACCCAUCAUUCAGGUCCCUGGGAGCCGGAAGCGCUAACGUAUACGCCGCCGCAAGGCAGUACGUGGUCUUCCUGUGGCCUGUGUCCGGCAGCAACAGCAGCAGCAGCAGAAGAGUGGAAAAGCUUUCGACUGGGCAUCAACCUGGCAGCCUGAUUUGCGAUAUCGAUAGGACCGGGGGUGGGGAGAAUCCCUCCCACAUACCUAGGAUGUUCUCGCCCAACGCAAAGCAGCUUUACUGGCGCCAAUCUCGAUGGGGAGAACAACUCAGCAGCAAGCCAUGCUGCUUGGUGAAUACGUGGAGGGAUCAAUCGCUCAUGGAGAGGAUGCAACUUCGCCGUUUGUUUGGCUUAGGCUUAAACACGUACCUUGCAGAAACCAAAAGACCUCAGCAGACCAGGGCUGUUCGCAAGCCACAAACGUCUGGCCUCUCUGGGCGCGAGGGUGAGGCUCUUCUGCAAAAAUCAUGCAGCAGUUUCUCAAAUAUUGGCUUGCGUGAAUUUGGCUUUCUCACUUUCUUCGAUGUGGAUUCCAGAGCCGUUCCAAAGCCCUGGGUGACGGUAUUUGGUUGA
Nannizzia gypsea CBS 118893 is the source of this 585-nucleotide messenger RNA. RefSeq lists its product as hypothetical. NCBI's taxonomy places the organism in Eukaryota, Fungi, Ascomycota, Eurotiomycetes, Onygenales, Arthrodermataceae. Bases 1 to 585 code for a protein of 194 amino acids. The transcript has 3 exons. The record is from RefSeq and is a predicted model, not a curated record.